AUGAAGGCGUUUUCUAACAACCUGCACUUUGAAGUAGCAUGGAAACCAUUCUUCUUAAAUCCUACUACUCCAGACACUGGAGUGCCUCUUGAUCAAUACCUGACACGCAAAUAUGGACCGAGGGUUGCAGCUCAAGCCAAAGAAGGAACAAGUCCAUUGUCAAGAGCUGGCAUGAAUGUGGUAAUUACAUGUACAAUUGUAAUUGAUAUAAUUUAUAAUUCAUGACUGUACUACAGUGUACUUGCUGGUUUGAGGGAGUACUUGAAGUAUUUUCCUGGGUAGUGAUGAUUUGUGGCUGGGACUCUAGAAUCCUUAUUAAUUUAGUAGGGUGGGAUGAUGCCAUGGAGGCCCUUAUACUUUGACCCUGUUCGAGACAUUCUUUUCAAAUGAGCUCUCUGUUUUAGACAAGAUGCCUUUUCUCAAUGAUUGAAUUAACCAGGAAGUUGCUCAAUUAACUUACAACAAACAGGGCUAGACCAGGUAAAAAUUUGUUUGGCCUGGUUAUCAUGUCUGUCAACUGUCUGACAAUAAUAUUAUUUGAGCCCUGCUUAGGUUACUUUUUAGUACAUUUUUGUAAAAUAUAAACAUACAUGUACAUGUUGACAGCAACUUUCAACCCCAUUUCAGGGCAUAAACUUCAACCCCAAUCGGCUGAUAGUUAACACUUUGAAAUCUCACUGUAUGUUGGACUAUGCCAAGUCUGAGGGUAAACAAGAUCAACUUGCUGAAAACCUGUUUAAAACUUACUUUGAGGAGGCUAGAGAUAUCAACUCUACUGAUGUUCUUGCCAAGGUUGCUGUGGAUACUGGUCUUAACCUGGACGCCAUGGAAAAGUAAACAUUAUACUCCUUCUUCAUAAUAUUCUUGCUGCGUUUUACUUAAUUGUUGACGAGUUUGCAAAUUUUCAUGACCUCACCUCAUUAAUUAUCCAAGUCCAUUGCCAGUGGUGGAUGUAGGGAUGGAGCUCGAUCCCAAUUGGAUGAUUUAAGAAAAUAUCAUUACCAUACCAUGGAUGGCUUCCAUUAUUUUAACCCCCCUUGCCUUUGGAAUUUCCAAACUGCAUUAUCCCCCAUGCUCUCAGAACUCAAUAAUCGUCAACCCCCAUGCCUUCUGAUUUCCAAAAAGCUGGCUGUGGUAUGGUAUGAAUAUUUUCUGUAAUCACCCAUGAGACCAAAACUGAGGUAUUGCUUUUUUUCAGACAGUGGGGCACUCUUACCGGCUUAAUAUCUGAGUCUAACACAAAACAAGAUUAUGCAUUUACAUUUAAAAAUGUGAUUCAUACCUGAUAUAUUGCAGGAUGUAAGUUAUGCAUUAUGACCAAAAGUGCUAAUGGUUUUUGCAGUCUCAUAGUACAAUGUAAUUCUCUCAUUGAUUGUUUUGUUAAGUUCAACGCCAAACUUUUCUAUGUUGAGAGUGAAAGUUAUUGUUGCUCUUAACUUAAGGAAGUUCUCACAGAAAAGAACCAUUAGCAUGCAAAAUAGAAAGAAAUGCCAUUGGGAUUGUCCAUUAAAAAUAGUAUCUAUCCCUAAAAAAACCCAGAACUAUAAGUUAAGCAACUACUUAAAAGUCAGAGAUCACACAGUCUAGUCAUAACUCCCUCUUUCUUUGUUUUUGUUGCCUGUUAUGUGGAACUCCUUAUUUGAUGUAGAGAUCAGCGGCGUAGCCAGCCUUUUUGCAUCCUCGGAGACCCACAGGGGCAGAUAGUGGGGGCGAGGGAAAGUCUAAAGUAAAGAACGGCGAGAAGAGCCCCUGGGGACAAUGUCUUACCAGACAAGUUCCAAACGGUCGUCGCCGUUCUGACUUCUGAUUGGCACAAGUUUUCUGGCACCAAUCAGAAGUCAGAACGGCGGCGACCGUUUGGAACUAGUCUGGUAAGACAUUGUCCCCAAGGGCUCUUCUCGCCGUUCUUUACUUUUCUUCGUGCCAUAUUUUCCGCCCGUUUAGACUUUCCCUCGCCCCCACUAUCUGCCCCUGGGUCUCCGAGGAUGGCCCUUUUGCAUAGGGGGGUUCCUAAUGUAGUUUUGCUGGCCCGAUUGACAACCGAGCGCGGGAGACGCUCUUUGUUACAGGGGUCCUGAGGCAUGCCUCCCCCCCCCCCCCCCGGACCCCCCCCCCCCUCGAGAAAUUUUGAAAUGUAAGUCAUCGGAAAUACGAUUUCCAGCGUUCUGAGAGGCAAACCAAAGUGUUUUAACUGCUGUGAAUUCAAGUCAGCUUUCGUUUCGUAGUGACAAAAAUUAGGCGAUAUGGGAUCGCAGCAGAUAAAUUAAGACAUUGAGGUACAAAUUUUCUUUACGUUUCUGUAGGGCCCGAAAGGUCGACCAAUUUUGCCCGAAUAUUUUUUUUUGACGACUGGGGGACCCUAGAUAUAGCAUGUGAUGUCUUUUUAGAUUAAUUUUCUUUUCUUGUUCUUUAGAAGCGAAGAUCUCUUCCCGCGCAAUUCCGAAAGGAGGUUCCGAUAAAUGUUUCCUCUUGAAAUUAUAAACAUGGUCAUAGCUCAAAUGGGGGGUCCCGGAACCCCUGGAACCCUCCCCUGGCUACGCCCCUGGAGAUACAUGUAGACUUAAGUGCUGACUGCAGCAAUUACGUAGACUUGGGGGCAAUACCUAGUUAUCACUGACAGCCCUGGUAUAAUUGUUUUUAGACACAUGAAGGACUCUGUUUCACGAGUAAGAGAAGAAGCUAUGGAAGCCCGUGAUGAAGGAAUUAAUGGAGUUCCUUACUUUAACAUCCGUCUAAAGGGACAAGCUGAGCAAGUUGCCGCAUUUUCUGGUGCACAGCCACCUGAUACAUUUAAAAGUAUCUUCCAGCGUCUGUUGUCACAAGACAAGUCUAGUGUUUAG
Molecule: messenger RNA, 2840 nt
Organism: Porites evermanni
Lineage: Eukaryota; Metazoa; Cnidaria; Anthozoa; Scleractinia; Poritidae
Source: the annotation of a GenBank genome assembly